Messenger RNA from Misgurnus anguillicaudatus (oriental weatherfish), 7159 nucleotides. RefSeq names its product myosin, heavy chain 11a, smooth muscle (gene myh11a). Gene Ontology annotation, molecular function: microfilament motor activity; actin filament binding; ATP binding. Lineage: Eukaryota; Metazoa; Chordata; Actinopteri; Cypriniformes; Cobitidae. Gene Ontology annotation, biological process: actomyosin structure organization. The record is from RefSeq and is a predicted model, not a curated record. Gene Ontology annotation, cellular component: myosin II complex; cytoplasm; myosin filament.
CUGCCGCCCCGCCCCCUCCGUUCACAGCGCGUUUAAAUGAUGUUCUCAGUGUUUCAGUGUAAUUUGGACUGUUCGUAUUUGGAGUACCUCACAGUUGCAGGACUCUCCAAACCCUAACUUUCCAAAUCCCAACGGCGAGAUUUCAUCUGCCUUUUGUCUCAACCCAACAUCAAGAUGACGAAAAAAGGCUUGUCCGAAGAUGAGAAAUUUCUGUUCCUGGACAAAGACUUUGUUAACAGCCCCGUCGCCCAGGCAGAUUGGACCGCCAAAAAGCUGGUAUGGGUCCCUUCCGAGAAACACGGGUUUGAGGCGGCCAGCAUCAAAGAGGAGCACGGCGAUGAGGUCCUGGUCGAGUUGGCGGACAACGCAAAGAAAAUCACAGUCAACAAAGAUGACAUCCAGAAGAUGAACCCACCAAAAUUCAGCAAGGUGGAGGAUAUGGCAGAGCUUACCUGCCUGAAUGAAGCCUCUGUGUUACAUAACCUGAGGGAGAGAUACUUCUCCGGCCUCAUCUAUACAUACUCCGGGCUGUUUUGUGUGGUGAUAAAUCCCUAUAAAAUGCUUCCGAUCUACUCUGAGAAGAUCAUUGAAAUGUACAAAGGCAAAAAGCGCCACGAGGUCCCUCCGCAUAUCUACUCCAUCUCGGACAACGCGUACAGGAACAUGAUGCAAGACCGAGAGGACCAGUCUAUUCUUUGCACUGGUGAAUCAGGUGCCGGAAAGACAGAAAAUACCAAGAAAGUCAUCCAGUAUUUGGCAAUGGUGGCCUCGUCCCACAAAGGCAAGAAGGAAACGAGCGCUCAACAAUCAGGACAACAGUUUGCCUAUGGCGAGUUGGAAAAGCAGCUGUUGCAGGCCAAUCCAAUUCUUGAGGCUUUUGGUAAUGCCAAGACCAUCAAGAAUGAUAACUCAUCCAGAUUUGGCAAAUUCAUCCGUAUUAACUUUGAUGUAACAGGUUUCAUAGUUGGAGCCAACAUAGAGACAUAUCUACUGGAAAAAUCUCGCUGUAUCAGACAAGCAAAAACAGAAAGAGCCUUCCACAUUUUCUACUACAUGGUUUCAGGAGCAAAGGACAAAUUACGCGAGGAGCUUCUGCUUGAAAAUUAUGGCAACUAUCGGUUCCUCUCUGCUGGCCACGUCCAGAUUCCAGGCAACCAGGAUGAUGAGAUGUAUGAUGAAACCAUGGAGGCCAUGAAUAUCAUGGGUUUCACCCCUGAAGAAAGAACAGAUGUCCUCAAAGUAGUCUCAACUGUGCUGCAGUUGGGCAACAUUGAGUUCAAGAAAGAAGAGAACCAGGAGCAAGCAACCAUGCCUGACAACACAGCUGCCCAGAAAGUUUGCCACCUUCAAGGCAUAAAUGUGACAGAUUUCACGAGAGCCAUUCUGACGCCCCGUAUUAAAGUCGGUCGCGAGGUUGUGCAGAAGGCCCAAACCAAAGAACAGGCAGAUUUUGCAGUUGAAGCUCUGGCUAAAGCCAUGUAUGAACGUUUGUUCCGUUGGAUCCUUCUAAGAGUUAACAAGGCACUGGAUAAAACCAAGCGUCAGGGAGCCUCUUUCCUGGGAAUCUUGGACAUUGCUGGUUUUGAGAUCUUUGAGGACAAUUCAUUUGAGCAGCUCUGCAUCAACUACACCAACGAGAAGCUCCAGCAGCUGUUUAACCACACCAUGUUCAUCAUGGAGCAGGAGGAGUACCAACGUGAAGGCAUCGAGUGGAACUUCAUCGACUUUGGUCUGGAUUUGCAACCUUGCAUUGAGCUUAUCGAAAGACCGAACAAUCCUCCUGGCAUCCUGGCUCUUCUCGAUGAAGAGUGUUGGUUUCCAAAGGCAACGGACGUCUCUUUUGUGGAGAAACUUUGCAACACUCAAGCUAAUCAUACAAAGUUUGCUAAACCGAAGCAACUGAAAGACAAAACAGAGUUUUCUGUGCAGCACUAUGCCGGGAGGGUGGACUACAAUGCAGUCGCAUGGUUGACCAAGAACAUGGACCCUCUGAAUGACAAUGUUACAGCACUGCUAAAUAAUUCCUCCAGUCAAUUUAUGCAAGAUCUCUGGAAGGAUGCUGACCGUGUGGUUGGAUUGGAGACCAUUGCCAAGAUGUCAGACAGUUCUGCACCUAGCGCUUCCAAAACCAAAAAGGGCAUGUUUCGUACCGUGGGUCAACUUUACAAAGAGUCUCUGGCCAAGCUGAUGACCACACUGCACAACACGCAGCCAAACUUUGUUCGUUGCAUCAUCCCCAAUCAUGAGAAGAGGGCAGGAAAGCUGGAUGCCCACCUGGUGCUUGAACAGUUGAGAUGUAACGGUGUGCUGGAGGGUAUUCGAAUCUGUCGCCAAGGAUUCCCCAAUAGAAUUGUCUUCCAGGAGUUCCGCCAGAGAUAUGAGAUCUUGGCAGCAAAUGCUAUUCCAAAAGGCUUCAUGGAUGGAAAACAGGCCUGCUGUCUAAUGAUCAAGCACCUGGACCUGGAUCCAAACCUGUAUCGCAUUGGCCAAAGCAAAAUCUUCUUCCGCACAGGAGUCCUGGCUCAGCUUGAGGAGGAGCGUGAUCUUAAGAUCACCGUUAUAAUCAUCGCCUUCCAGGCACAGGCCAGAGGAUUCCUAGCUAGAAAGGCCUUUGCCAAGAGGCAACAACAGCUGACAGCAAUGAAGGUGAUCCAAAGAAACUGUGCUGCUUAUCUGAAACUCAGGAACUGGCAGUGGUGGAGACUUUUCACCAAGGUGAAGCCUCUCCUGCAGGUGACACGCCAGGAAGAAGAGAUGAGCCUGAAAGAGGAAGAGCUCCAAAAGGCUAAGGAAUCGGCAAUAAAAUAUGAGACUGAAUUAAAAGACAUCACACUGAAACACAGUCAGAUUUUGGAGGAAAGGAACCAGCUCCAGGAGAAACUCCAGGCUGAGACGGAACUCUAUGCAGAGGCAGAAGAAAUGAGAAUGCGGUUGGCUACCAAGAAACAAGAACUUGAAGAGAUCUUGCACGAGAUGGAGGCCAGGUUGGAAGAGGAGGAAGAUCGUGGUGCAGCCCUACAACUGGAAAAGAAAAAGAUGCAGGACCAGAUCAGGGACCUGGAGGAUCAUCUUGAUGAGGAAGAAGAUGCUCGCCAGAAGCUACAGCUGGAGAAGGUUACCUGUGAGGCCAAGAUCAAGAAGUUAGAGGAUGACAUCCUGAUGAUGGAUGACCAGAACAAUAAAUUGCAGAAGGAGAGAAAGCUUCUUGAGGAAAGGGUAGCAGAUUUCAGCUCAAACCUGGCUGAAGAAGAAGAAAAAUCCAAAAACCUCACAAAAUUGAAGAAUAAGCAUGAGUCAAUGAUUUCUGAACUUGAAGUCCGCUUAAAGAAAGAGGAGAAGACUCGUCAGGAGCUGGAAAAAGCCAAGAGAAAGUUGGAGGGCGAAUCAAAUGACCUUCAGGAGCAGAUUGCUGAACUUCAGGCUCAGAUCGCUGAUCUGAAAGCCCAGCUUGCUAAGAAAGAAGAAGAGCUUCAGGCUGCAUUGGCAAGACUGGAAGAUGAGACCGGACAGAAGAACAACGCACUCAAGAAGAUUAGGGAGCUGGAGGGACACAUCUCAGAUCUACAGGAGGACCUCGAUUCAGAGCGUGCUGCCCGUAACAAGGCUGAAAAGACCAAGAGAGAUUUGGGAGAAGAGCUCGAAGCUCUCAAAUCAGAGCUUGAGGACACCUUGGACACCACAGCCACUCAGCAGGAACUUAGGGCCAAACGUGAGCAGGAGGUGACUCUCCUGAAGAAAGCCAUGGAGGAAGAGAGCCGUGUUCACGAGGCUCAGGUCCAAGAGAUGAGACAGAAACACACACAAGCUUUUGAGGAGAUCACAGAGCAGCUGGAGCAGUCCAAGAGGGUGAGAACAAAUCUGGAGAAAGCCAAGCAAGCUUUGGAGAAGGAGACAUCAGAACUCCACGUGGAGAUUAGAUCUCUUAGUCAGGCCAAACAGGAUGGGGAACACAAGAGGAAAAAGGUGGAGGGACAGCUUGCCGACCUUCAGACUCGUUUUAAUGACAGCGAGAAGCAGAAAGCUGAACUUGGAGAUCGGGUCUCUAAAAUCACGGUGGAACUGGAGAGCGUUACAAACCUUCUUAAUGAAGCCGAGGGAAAGAACAUCAAGCUAAGCAAGGAUGUGGCCACCCUGAGUUCCCAAGUUCAAGAUACACAGGAGUUGUUGGCUGAAGAAACAAGACAGAAGCUUCAGUUAUCUACAAAACUACGACAAAUAGAGGAUGACCGCAAUGCCAUACAGGAGCAGCUUGAGGAGGAAAUGGAGGCGAAGAGGACCGUGGAGAGACAUGUCUCAACGCUCAACAUCCAGCUCUCAGAUUUCAAGAAGAAGCUGGAAGAGGCGUCAGGUAAUGUAGAACUUCUAGAAGAAGGUAAGAAGAGGCUUCAGAGAGACCUUGAGGCGGCCAAUACUCAGUUUGAGGAGAAGGCGUCUGCUUUCGACAAGCUGGAGAAGACCAAGAACAGACUGCAACAGGAGCUUGAGGACACACUGAUGGAUCUGGACAACCAGAGACAGCUGGUGUCCAACCUUGAAAAGAAGCAGAAGAAGUUUGAUCAGAUGCUUGCUGAAGAAAAGAGCAUCUCCAGUAAAUAUGCAGAUGAGCGAGACCGUGCAGAGGCUGAGGCCAGAGAGAAGGAGACCAAAGCUUUGUCUUUAGCAAGAGCUUUAGAAGAAGCUCAGGAAAGCCGCGAGGAGCUCGAGCGAGCCAAUAAAGCCCUUCGUGCUGAAAUGGAAGACCUGGUCAGCUCCAAAGACGACGUGGGCAAGAGUGUGCAUGAGCUAGAGAAGUCAAAACGUGGCCUGGAGGCUCAAGUAGAAGAGAUGAAGACUCAGUUGGAAGAGCUGGAGGAUGAAUUGCAGGCUGCAGAAGAUGCUAAACUUCGACUGGAGGUCAACAUGCAAGCUCUGAAGGCUCAGUUCGAAAGAGACCUCCAAGGCCGAGAUGAGCAAGGCGAGGAGAAGAAGAGGCAGUUGGUCAAACAGGUGCGCGAGUUGGAAACUGAACUUGAGGAUGAGCGCAAGCAAAGGACUGCAUUAGCUGCUGCCAAGAAAAAAAUGGAGGGAGACAUGAAGGAACUUGAAGGCCAGAUUGAGACAUCAAACAAGGGACGAGACGAGGCCAUCAAGCAACUCCGCAAGCUUCAGGCUCAGAUGAAGGACUACCAGCGAGAACUUGAUGACGCCCGAGCUGCCAGAGAGGAAGUUUUAUCCAGUGCCAAAGAGAACGAAAGAAAAGCAAAGACUCUGGAGGCUGAACUGCUACAGCUGCAAGAGGAUAUGGCAGCAGCCGAGAGAGCCAAGAAGCAAGCAGAAGCCGAGCGCGACGAACUGGCCGAUGAGCUCGCCAGCAAUGCGUCUGGAAAGUCUGCGCUGUCUGAUGAGAAGCGACGUCUUGAAGCGAAGAUCCAACAGCUGGAGGAGGAGCUGGAAGAAGAGCAAGGAAAUAUGGAGAUGCUCAAUGAUAGACUAAGGAAGAGUGCCCAGCAGGUUGACCAACUUACCACUGAGCUCCAGGCCGAACGCAGCACAUCCCAGAAGAACGAGAGCGCCAGGCAGCUGAUGGAGAGACAGAAUAAAGAGCUGAAGGCUAAACUUCAGGAAAUGGAGAACCAAGUCAAAUCCAAAUUUAAGUCCUCCAUCUCUGCUCUCGAGGCCAAAGUCGCCCAACUUGAGGAACAACUUGACCAGGAGAGCAGAGAAAAGCAGAACACAGCGAAGGCGAAUCGUCAGAAAGACAAGAAACUGAAAGAUUUGAUGACCCAAGUGGAGGAAGAACGAAAACAGGCAGAACAAUACAAAGAUCAGGCGGACAAGGCCAAUGUUCGUGUCAAGCAGUUAAAGAGGCAGCUGGAGGAGAGCGAGGAGGAGUCCCAGCGAAUCACUGCCGCUCGCAGAAAGCUUCAGCGGGAGCUGGAUGAGGCCACGGAGGCCAAUGACACCAUGAGCCGCGAGGUCACUUCCCUCAAGAGCAAACUCCGGCGAGGCAAUGAACCAUCAUCCUUCAGCAGCACACCGAGACGCACUGGAGGUGGCAGCCGGCGGGGAAUGAUUGACAGCUCUGAUGCAGCGGAGGAUGACAUAGACAUGCAGGGCGACUACAACGGAACCAAAGCUAGCGAUUAAAAGCCUUCGUCAUGCUCUCCAGACAUGUUACUCUUAUCUUUAAAAGACCUUAUCAAAGAAAUUUUACAAGGUUGGGUUAUUAUUAAGAUGAUCAUUAUGUUUUGUUUGUCGACUGCAACCAAGCACCGCUCUUCGGUUUCUCUUUAUUCAUCACAAUCUUACCUUUUGCAUUGACCUAUUUGGCACCAUAAAGCUCAUACUUGGUUGUCUGAAUAAAAUCUGGUGGUCUUAAGAGCUAAUAUUUACCCUCCCUUGGGUAAGACAUCUGUUUUUAUUUUAAUUAAUUGCGGGUAAAUGGCUGUUCACUGUUUUGUGCUGCAACUGUCCUCAAACUACAUUAUACUGCACGGUCUCAUUUAUUUCGCAUCGUAUUGCUGUGAUAUAUACAGAUUGGUUAGCAAUUAAAUAGGAUUUUUGGAUGAAUUUUUCCCAAUAUUGAUGUUUUAGAUGUUUAUCAAGAGGCAGAGUAAUACCUAAAACAGGACCUUUGAUUUUAAUAUAUCCCAAAACUAGCCAAACCAAAUGAAGACAUCAGAGGUUAAUGUAAUUGUUGAUGUAGUAGUCUGCAUUGUUUAGGAUAAAGAAAAGGCCUAGGUUUAAGUUUAAUUCUAAAAACGUAUAUUUCUCAUAAUCUUUACAUUUGUACAGAGCUAUAGUUUGGGCGAUCAUACAAUCAGAUACCUUGAAAAACUAAGCAAUUUGAUUAGCUUUUAUUUUCUUUAUGAAUGUUUGCCAUAAGUAUUAUAUUAUAUACUUCUCGAACUUAUUCAUGUAAUAGUUUAGUACUCCUACAAAUGUUUUCAUAUUUAAAAUAGACAAAGUAAAAACAACAAAUAUCCUGUCGAAUAGUUGUCUAUUGGCAGACAUUGCCUGUGAAGGAAUGUAAAAUUAUAUAAAUAAAUAUAUAUGUAAAGCUUUAUCUUCCCAACAAUUUCACUUGUCACAAGGAAUUUACAUCGACAGUAGGUCACGUAUAUGCAGUUCUAUCUAUUUGUGAAACCACAUGCACUUGAAAUAAAGUCAGAAAAAUGUU